UGGUUGCCCUUGCAAACAAACAAACACCUCAUUUUAUACUAACUUUUAAUCUCUCUCUCUCUCUCUCUCUCUCUCUCUCUCUCUCUCUCAUAUGAUCAACCAUGUUUACACUUCGUCACUCCAGGUAUGCAAAGAUACUAUUUUCUCACUCGCUGCUCCAUGUACAUGCCCCUUGAUUCUUACUCUUUUCAAUUUGGUACAAGUUCUUAGGGCUUUUGAUUUCAAUUCGAGAAUGAUGGUUUAAUUAACAUUUAACACCCUUUCUACUCUCAAAUCCCAAUCCGCUUUUUUCCCCCAAAAUCUCCACCAAUGAGUUCCCGAUUCCCGUCGCAUCAACUGAACAAUGGUUUAUACGUAUCAGGGCGGCCGGAGCCACCAAAAGAAAAAGCGCCGCCAAUGUCCUCCACCGCCGUCCCCUACACCGGCGGUGACAUAAAAAAAUCCGGCGAACUCGGAAAGAUGUUCGAUGUCGACCAUGGCAGUUCCAGGCCAAGAAAAUCCGGCCAUUUAGCCAAUCCUCCAUUAAGAACAGGAUCCAUGGGUGGUGGUGGUGGUGGUGGUGGUGGAAACACCAACAGAAUGAGUUCAUUAUCGGGAAAUGUCCCCGGAGCAUCUUUAAAAAAAACAAGCUCCGGCCCAUUAAACAAACAUGGAGAACCGAUAAGAAAAUCAUCCGGGCCACAGGGCGUAGGGUUGACCGGGUUGACUUCUGCCUCCAGGCAAAAUUCCGGUCCUCUCCCUCCGGUUCUCCCUGCCACCGGGCUGUUGACUUCCGGGCCGAUUUUGUCCGGCCCGCUUAACUCAUCGGGUGGGCCCCGGAAGUCAUCGGGCCCAUUGGAUGUUUCAGGGUCGAUUAAGUCAAGGAGCACAUCAAUGGUUAAGAAUCAAGCUGUUACUCAUUUGAGCCAGGAUGAUGGACAUUCAUUCUUUAGGAGUUUUCCAAAGUUGGUUUUUUGGUCGAUUGUUUUGCUGUUUGUGAUGGGGUUUAUUGCUGCAGUUUUUAUACUUGCAGCUGUUGGUAAUCCGAUUCUUUUGGUGGUUGUUGUUGUUCUUUUUGCUAUUGUGAGUUUGGGUUUUGCAUGGAAUGCUUGUUUUGGUAGAAAAGCUGUUAUUAAGUUUAUUUCUGAGUAUCCGGAUGCUGAGCUUAGAACUGCAAAAGAUGGACAGUUUGUCAAGGUUUCUGGGGUUGUUACAUGUGGAAAUGUUCCUUUGGAGUCAUCAUUUCAAAGGGUUCCUAGAUGUGUUUAUACAUCCACAAGUUUAUAUGAAUACCGAGGCUGGGAUUCAAAAGCUGCCAACUCCACACAUCGUCGCUUCACAUGGGGUCUCCGAUCCAUGGAGAGGCAUGUGGUGGAUUUUUAUAUAUCUGAUUUCCAAUCCGGAUUAAGGGCAUUAGUGAAGACUGGUUAUGGGGCCCGAGUGACUCCAUAUGUGGAGGAAUCUUCUGUUAUUGAUAUCGAUCAAUCCAACAAAGAUAUGUCCCCACAAUUCAUAAGAUGGUUGGCUGAAAGAAACCUCUCGAGUGAUGAUCGUGUAAUGCGACUCAAAGAAGGGUACAUUAAAGAAGGAAGCAGUGUGAGCGUGAUGGGAGUUGUCCAAAGAAACGAUAAUGUAUUAAUGAUAGUGCCUCCACCCGAUCCAAUUCCAACUGGAUGCCUAUGGAAUAGAUGCAUGCUUCCUUCAAGCCUAGAUGGGGUCAUUUUGAGAUGUGAAGACUCCUCAAAUCAUGAUGUGAUUCCUGUGUAAGUCAAGUUUGAGCUAAAGAUGAUAGGUGUAUAGUCUGGUUUUUGUUUCACUUUCACUUCACCCCAUGAUCUUGUUUGGGAGUGUGUUUUGUUAAUGGUGUUGUGUGAUUAUGGAGCUUUUGGGGGAAACUUGAUACUUGAAGGAGUUUUACAAUUUUCUUGGUUUUUUUUUUCAUGAGAAAUGUUUGAAGAAUUUGAGAUUUUGAUGGUAUUAUAUGGUUCACAUUUAUUAUGCCA
Molecule: messenger RNA, 1982 nt
Organism: Lactuca sativa (garden lettuce)
Lineage: Eukaryota; Viridiplantae; Streptophyta; Magnoliopsida; Asterales; Asteraceae
Product: protein SHOU4-like
Source: RefSeq, a predicted model, not a curated record